Molecule: messenger RNA, 2076 nt
Organism: Heteronotia binoei (common prickly gecko)
Lineage: Eukaryota; Metazoa; Chordata; Lepidosauria; Squamata; Gekkonidae
Gene: GTF2H4
Product: general transcription factor IIH subunit 4
Exons: 13
Coding region: 66-1448 (460 amino acids)
Biological process (GO): nucleotide-excision repair
Cellular component (GO): transcription factor TFIIH core complex; transcription factor TFIIH holo complex
Molecular function (GO): double-stranded DNA binding; ATPase activator activity
Source: RefSeq, a predicted model, not a curated record
AGCACCACAUUGCAGAUUAUCAGAGUCCCUUACCUAUACCUUCCUUCUUUGGCCUGUAGACUGUUAUGGACUCCGUGAUGAAGCUUCAGAGGGUGCAGCUGAAAUGCAAGAACCUUCAUGAAUUCCUGAGGGGCCUUAGCCCGGGGAUCUUAGACCGGCUGUACAAUCAUCCUGCCACCUGCCUAGCAGUCUUCCGUGAGCUGCCAGGAUUGGCUAAGAAUUAUGUAAUGCGAAUGCUCUUCCUGGAGCAGCCCCUCCCUCAAGCAGCUGUAGCAUCAUGGGUAAAGAAGGAAUACGUCAAGGAGCAGGAUGAAAGCUCAGAUAUCUUGUUGGGGCUGCGACUCUGGCACACACAGUUGCUGCCAGGUGGGCUUCAAGGGAUCAUCUUGAACCCCAUCUUCAAGGAGAACUUGCGCAUUGCUCUGCUAGGAGGAGGCAAAGCCUGGUCUGAUGACACCAGCCAGCUGGGGCCAGACAAACAUGCCCGAGAUGUCCCAUCUCUUGACAAGUAUGCUGAGGAGAGGUGGGAGGUCAUCCUGCACUUUAUGGUGGGCUCUCCAAGUGCAGCAGUGAGCCAAGACUUAGCUCAGCUGCUCAUUGAAGCUGGACUGAUGAAGAGUAGUGAGCCUGGAGAACCACCUUGCAUCACGUCUUCCGGUUUCCAGUUCCUGCUGCUGGACACCUCAUCUCAGCUCUGGUACUUCAUGCUGCAAUAUCUCCAGUCAGCUGAGACUCGGGGCAUGGAUCUGGUGGAGAUCCUUUCCUUCCUCUUUCAGCUCAGUUUCUCCACUCUUGGCAAGGAUUAUUCUGUGGAAGGGAUGAGUGACUCUUUGCUGAAUUUCCUUCAGCAUCUUCGGGAGUUUGGCCUGGUCUUUCAAAGGAAGAGGAAAUCCAGGCGUUACUACCCAACUCGCCUGGCCAUCAACCUUUCCUCUGGCAUCUCAGGCACCACAGUGGACACCCACAACCAGGGCUUCAUUGUUGUGGAGACUAACUACAGGAUUUAUGCAUACACAGACUCUGAGUUGCAGAUCGCCCUCAUUGCCCUCUUCUCAGAAAUGCUGUAUCGUUUCCCCAAUUUGGUGGUGGCUCAAGUCACCCGAGAGAGUGUGCAGCAGGCCAUCGCCAAUGGCAUCACAGCAGAUCAGAUCAUUCACUUUCUGCGUACCCGAGCCCACUCUGUGAUGCUAAAACAGACUCCAGUGCUGCCCCCCACCAUCACAGAUCAGAUCCGACUGUGGGAACUGGAAAGGGAUCGGCUGCGCUUCUCUGAGGGUGUCCUAUACAACCAGUUCCUGUCCCAAGUGGAUUUUGAGCUACUGCGUGAUCAUGCAAGGGAACUCGGGGUGCUUGUCUUUGAGAACCCAGCCAGACGCCUCAUGGUGGUGACUCCUGCUGGCCAUUCGGAUGUCAAGCGGUUCUGGAAGCGACAGAAACACAGUUCCUGAGGAGACUAAUAAAGCUCAGAGCUUCUCCCUUCCACCCUUGAUACUACAUGGUAGUAGAGCAGGGUGUAAUUUGCUGGAUCCCUCCCUCAUAACUUUGAGUGAAUAUCCUAAAGGAGAAUACCCACAAGUUUGAUGACCAAGAAGAAGGUGUGAUGGGGGUUGUGUGGUGACUCCUGUUCAGGCAUGAAGAAGAGAACUGUUGGAGGAAGGGAAGCCCUGGAAGUUCCAGUUUAAGCAGUGAAAUAGUUAAAACUUUAUCACCUGUCAGCAGUUCUUCCUGGCAGGAGGGUAUUGAAAUUGGGCUAGUUUUAUUAUGGACCAGAUCUGAGCCUAAAAUGUUCAAAUAGUUUGUAAGCACCGUGUCCUACUCCUUAGAGGACCCAUACCAGUGUGUGUGUGUGUGUGUGUGUGUGAGAGAGAGACUGCUGAUAGGCAGGUUACCUUAAAGCAUCAGUGAGAGAGUGAAAUGCCAGUGUCCUUUGAAUGUUUGGGAUGCUCAAUGUAUUAUUUUAAAUCAGUAACAAGGGCUAUGUAGCCCACCUUCCACGCAGUUCUACUGAGAUGCCUCCUUUUAGUAGGAGAGGUAAGAUUCAACGGCUGUUCUACUCAUAUAUGACAGACUGCAACC